GAGUGGGUCGCCGGUCGUCCUCCGCGACGCACGUUCGGUCCUUCUGGAUUUUGAAAUAACCGCAGCACAGGUGGCGCCGCCGCCGGAUGAGCCCACACACGUUCUAGGAUUAGCUGAUUAGGAAGCCGCCCACCGGAACCAACAGGCUCAUGAUGAGACGGCUGGCUUGCGCCGAGCCGUUGUGCUUCAGUUACGGGGCCAGUUAAUAAUUAUCUGCUUAAUUUAGCCAAAAGAAUUACUAUAAAUUCGCCCCCACACUCUCAAAAAGUGCUUUUAGAAAACGUUUUCAAAAAACAUUUUUGAUUUCAGAGAGGAAAACAGAUAAGACGGACAAAAGGCUCCAAAUUUGGUAACCUGAGAAUAUUUUGUUUCGGUCAGUAUCUCUAAUCGGUCGUCCCUGCCGUCGGAUCUCGGAUUUUUCUUUCCAUUUGAGCAGUUCCAACUGCACUUUGAAAUUCUUGCUUUGGAAAUAAAAGAAAAAAACAGAGGGCUCUUUACCUUGUGAGGAUUGUGGUGCGGGUAUCUCUAGUUAAGUUUGCAAUUUGGCUGGAAAGAAAACAAAGGGUUAUCUCUAGUUAAGAGCAAGCUCUGUGGUCAGAUACAAUAAGGGUGGGAGAGCACCCCAGAAAGAGCAAAAAAAAAUACCCUCAAAUAGAGCAAAUGGAUUCCAGAGAAAUAGACCUCGAAGCAGAUCUUGAGAGUGGAGGGACUACUAGCGAAGAGGAUGGCUGCAACGACCCUGUUCUGAGUAGUAGACAGAAAUAAAAUGUUAAGUGGGAUUCUGGGUGGUUUUCUGGAUUGUAAUGAAUCUGUUGAGCGUGAACAUUGCAACUGGGGAAAUUCUAAUGAGGUUGCAACUGAUAGAGUUGAGUUGUUGAUAGACAGGAGUCCAGGAAGAGAACGGAAUCAGGAGUAUGAUUCCUUGGUGGAGGAAAAAUGUGUGAAGGAGAAGCAUAAUAAGUCAAACUCUAAAAGGGCUUCAAAGCCACCUCGGCCGCCCAAAGGCCCAUUGUUGGAUGCUACUGAUCAGAAAUUGGUGAAGGAGAUAUCUGAGCGUGCCAUGAGGAAGCGUGAAAGGAUUGAAUGAAUGAAAGCACUGAAGAAAAUGAAAGCAGCCAAGAGAUCAUCUUCAAGUAGCAGUUUAUCUGCUAUGAUCAUCACGAUUAUCUUCUUUGUCAUUAUUAUAUUCCAAGGAAUAUCCUCUAGAAGUAGUCCAACUGAAAUGUUUCAAGGGUCUCCAGAGCGAGCAUUGGCCUCAAGUGAAGAUUUUAUUUCAGUUCAUUAUUACCAAGAGCCAUCUCCCAGUGAGAGAAAUGGAUCUGGUCCCAAGUCAUUCGAGUUUGUACAGGAGGAAAGUACCGGGUCGAGAACAAGACAACAAGCAGGUAGAUCUGCUGGAUGAAUAUUUGGGUCACUGGAGAAAAUUUUUGGGCUCCAUUUUGUUAAGGUGUCCAUUGAGGCUUGAGCUUCUGUUGUGGUUUUCAAAGCUGAUACCGACCAUCAGAUCCACAGGCAGCAGCAGCUCUGGUUUCUGUAUUUCGUGUAUGAUAAGCCUUCAGGCUUUGGUGGUUGUGUAGAUUCUCACUUGUACAGAAACCACAUUCAUGGCUGUUAAUUAAUUUAUUUUUUGUAAAUUAAAAGAAGAUUAUUCUUUUGUUCCUUACCAGUUUUGAACUCUUCAGCUAUUGCAAUCAUAUUUAUUCUGCAAAAAGCCAAUAAUUAGUGAAAA
Messenger RNA from Malania oleifera, 1729 nucleotides. RefSeq lists its product as uncharacterized. The transcript is spliced from 4 exons. The record is from RefSeq and is a predicted model, not a curated record. NCBI's taxonomy places the organism in Eukaryota, Viridiplantae, Streptophyta, Magnoliopsida, Santalales, Ximeniaceae.